GUUGCCUUCUGCGCCGAGGGAGAAGGAGAAGAAGAAGGGGAGUAUGGCGCCGCCGCCGGGGAAGAAGUCGAGGGAUGAGAUCUUGAAGCAGUUGAGGGCUAGUCGGGCUGCGGCUGCUGCUGCUGAGGAGCAGGCGGCUGAGCCGGCGUUAGGGUCGAAGUUCAAAAGAAUUGGGGACUCGAAGGUGGAGAAGAAGAGGUGGGUUGAGCAGGAUGAGAAUGGACGGCGGAAGGAGAUUCUGCAGAUUACGGACGCGGAGGGUAAGACGAAGAGGAAGGUGAGGUGGUUGGAUAAGCCGGGAGAGACAAAUGCUGGGGGUCUCUUGGUUCCGGAUAAGGAUGCGAAGCCGCUGGGCAUGGAGGUGCCGGUGGAGGUUGCGGCUAAGGCGGCAGCUCCAUCGGAGGACGAGGAUGAUGAUAUUUUUGCUGGGGUGGGUGCCGAUUAUAACCCUCUUGGUGAUAUCGGGAGUGAUGAGUCGUCGGACGAGGACGAGGACGAGGAUGGUGAGGUUGCUGAGAAGCCAGCCCGCACCACUGAGACAGCGCCGAAGGAGACGCCGAAGCCUUCGGGUGAAGCUCCAGCUAAACCGCGCAACUACUUCUCGACUUCUACGACGGAGACUACUGAAGAAGAUCGUUCGAACCCUCUGACCAAAGAUCCCACCCUACUCGCUGCUCUCAAACGGGCUGCUGCCUUGCGACGAGCCGAGCCUUCCACAGAGGGAGAGGCUGGCGAGGGAGAAGAAGACGCCGACUCGGAGACGCUACUUCGGAGGAAGAAAUUCCUUGAAGAAGCCCGCCGUCGCGAGCAGCUGGAUGCCAUGGAUAUGGAUCUUGGAUUCGGAAGUAGUCGCGUUGAAGACGAUGAAGACGAAGAGGUGAUACUGGAGGAGCGGAGGGGCAAGAAGAGAAAGCGUGGACCCAAGAAGAAGAAGGGAGAUAAAGACAGUGUAUCCGAUGUGAUGCGUGUGCUUGAGGGAAGGAAGAAAGAUUGAGAGUGCGAUGUUGUAUUCUAUGCAUUUUAUGAGUUGUGAUACCACUGUUUUCUAUGCAUAUAUGUUCCACUUUUCCUUCUUCCCUUCUUACUAUGUGUCCUUCCUAGUUCUAGAACGUAAUAAUAUUCGUAGUGUUCUAUCCCGCUUGCUGGACUAUAG
This is a messenger RNA of Aspergillus pseudotamarii, 1153 nucleotides long. RefSeq lists its product as uncharacterized. The transcript has a single exon. Gene Ontology annotation, cellular component: nucleus. The record is from RefSeq and is a predicted model, not a curated record. Bases 44 to 994 code for a protein of 316 amino acids. Gene Ontology annotation, biological process: mRNA splicing, via spliceosome. Lineage: Eukaryota; Fungi; Ascomycota; Eurotiomycetes; Eurotiales; Aspergillaceae.